Messenger RNA from Penicillium roqueforti, 1608 nucleotides. RefSeq lists its product as uncharacterized. Bases 1 to 1608 code for a protein of 535 amino acids. The transcript is spliced from 4 exons. NCBI's taxonomy places the organism in Eukaryota, Fungi, Ascomycota, Eurotiomycetes, Eurotiales, Aspergillaceae. The record is from RefSeq and is a predicted model, not a curated record.
AUGUCUGCGGACAACCCUCCAGUCCCAGGGGAUGCGCUGGACCUUCCACCUCGCGCCUUACGCGACGUCCUCCGCGUAUGUCUCAGCGCCAAAGAAUACCGAUUCCUCCAUGAAUCAGUGGUCAGACGCGCCCCUACCAUCCAAAACAAGCUCCCAUCUCCAUCUCGCUACGAUGUCAUCGCUCGCCCAAAGAAUCGACACAGUGAAGCCGCUAUUCGCUCAUCGCUGCGAGUCUUUGUCGGCUCCGGAAUCGCGUUGAAGUUGGCGGAUCUGUUGAUUACUCGGUUCCAAGGCGCUUCACAGAAAAAGACCCGAACGCCCCUCUUCCGAUCUCCCAAAUUCCGUCUCUCCAUCUCUCUCUCUCUUCUCCUUCUUAUCCAUCGCCUCCUCUACCGCUUCCUCGUCCGAUUGCGAGCGAACCUCCGCACCGACGAUGCAAAGCCAUUCAGAGAGCGCAACCCGUAUGUCUCGCAGGCGCUGACCUCGCGCUUUGCGCCAGCGAUCGGCGCAAGUCUGGCUGGUUUCGCGCUAGGCAUCUGUCCGCAGGACCAGCUCCGAUUGACUGCGGCGAUUUACACAGGCACCAGAAGCUUGGAGUUCUUGUUCAAUGUCCUGGACUCGAAAGGCUGGCUGGAUAGGCGCCCGUGGUGGUUCGGCAGCUGGCUGUUGAUGCCGAUCUCGUUUGCCCAGCUCUUCCAUGCUUUCGUGUUUGAUCGUGAGACUACGCCUAAUUGGUUUGGAAAAGUCAUUUUUAGGCUCUCGCCGAGCUACAUUCAAGGCCGACCGGAGUCGCUUCCGGUCAACAUCGCCUGGCCCGAGAAAGAAGAGAUUGUGAACUCUCUUGCCUCCAUUGCUGAUCUCCGCUGGCCGGCAUUCGUUUCUCCAAUUCUACACCCUGGUGAUCUCAACACCUUGCCGUCAUCAGUAGCUUCCAUCUCUCCAAUCACUGGACCAGCACACCCUGCAAUCACAAGUCUAUCAUGCGCUCUCUUGCACCCUAAGCUCCCGAACUGUAGCACGGCGUUCUUGCACCACAUUCUCCUCUCCGUGCCGCCGCUUGCGCGAUUCUUAACGACCAUCACUCUGGCGCUUUCAAUCCCCAAAUUCAAGAGUAUUCUGCUUCAGCCUAUUUCGUCAGUGAAUACUAUUUCGAAGCGUAUUAUCACCAUGACAGCGGUUAUCUCUGCUGCAAUUGGCUCAGCCUGGGGUAGUGUCUGUCUCCUGAACCACAACUUGCCCCGCACAACGCUUCCUACCAAGCGAUUCUUCCUUAGUGGGGCACUGGGCGGUCUGCCAUUCUUGUUCCUGGGAAACAGUCGCAGCACAUUCCUCUGGUUCUUCCGGGUCGCUGUUGAUUCGGCGUACAAGACCGGGGUCAAGCGUGGACUAUGGAAGGGCCGCAAGGGCGGGGAACUAUUGUUGUUUGUUCUGUCCUGGGCGCUUAUGGGGUCAAUCCUUGAGGGGAACCCUGAAGCCGUGCAGGGUGGGGGACUACGCAAGGCUUUGACCUGGCUGAGAGGUGAUGGAUUUGCGGAUCCAGUGGAUAUUGCGAAGCGAAGAUUGCGACGGGAAUCGAAGAAAGCCGACGGCAGUGAAUUCACGAGUUGA